Messenger RNA from Sclerotinia trifoliorum, 2094 nucleotides. The record is from the annotation of a GenBank genome assembly. NCBI's taxonomy places the organism in Eukaryota, Fungi, Ascomycota, Leotiomycetes, Helotiales, Sclerotiniaceae.
CGUCACAACAUAGCCGCGUCACCCCCUGGAUAUAAACUUCCGAGUUGUCUGCACAGCACGAACGAACACAUUCAUUUUACUACUCAACUUACACCACGUUUCGAUUCUUCUUAUUGAUUUGUACUUUACAAUAACUUUAAUUUGACGAUUUUAAUACACUUUUAUUAAUAGAAUUAAUUAUUUCCCUUUCAAACUUUUCAAACUUAGCUUUUGCCAAGGGGUUCAUCUUUAUCUCCCACACCAAAGAAGCGUACGUCAUCCCUGUGGUCAACACUACGGGCAAAUUUUCGACACAAAGGAAGGUUUUUGGUUUCGCUUUCUAUCAAUACCAUACAAUACAUACCAAUAUACCAGUCAGGAUUCUUUAUAAGGAAAGAAUCCCUUCAAUUGAGGGCUUUCGGUGUGUUUGACGUCUGGCGUUAGAGUUGGAUUGGGUGGACAAGAUUCAUACGAUCCGAUCAUGGCGAAUACCUCACUUCCAGAUGGCGAACCGCAAUGGAAUAGUAAACCACAAUUCAGACUGCCAGGAUGGGCAGAACCAGUUGUAAGUUCCCUUGUACCGUACCCACACUAUGAAGUUUGAUGACUAACAACCCUUUCACAGAUCGUUGCUAGUAUCUUAUUCGGUUCUAUGAUACUCACGAGAAGGCAUGGAUACAGUGUAUUCGAUAGACGGCGAAAUACAUAUGGAUUACUGGACGAGGAACCUGAUUCCGCACGCUCAUCCGAUGAUUUAUUAACUAGGGAUUAUAUGAUUGGGAACCGACGAGAUUCAGAUGUGGAUUCGUUGUCGACGUCUAAAUUUCCUCCUAAGAAAAGGAGAUGCUGCGGAGCGAAUCUUUUGACGCCGAAUACCUCGAGGUUUAAGGAUCAUUAUCACAGUAGGAUAUUACAGAAAUUCCCUUUUCUGAUCGAAAUGUUCUAUUGGAUUAUUACAUAUGCGUUUUAUCGAUGUACGAAGAUCCUUUCGCAAGCAAUGUUUUCUGAAAUGGGCAUUUGGGACGUGGCUCAGGAUCAUGGGUUAGCAAUAUUGGAAUUUGAGGAAUUCUCGUGGAUAAGCUUUUUGUGGCCGGUGAGAGAACAGGAUGUGCAGAAGUGGUUUUUGAAUGGUCAUGGGACGCUUUUGACGAUCUUGAAUCGUUCUUAUGCAUUGAUUCAUAUUCCCGGUACUGUUGGGUAAGUUUCGAGCAUCACUAACAUUCGUUUUGGAGAAGAAUAUCCCUGACUGAAAAUCAGAUUCAUCGCAUUUUGGUACUACGUAGCACCAUCUCAUACAACCUUCGCAACAGUCCGUCGAACAAUGACCCUCACCAAUCUUUUUGCCUUCUGCAUCUUCAUCCUCUACCCAUGCAUGCCACCACGUCUUCUUCCACCUGAGUAUGGAUUUCUCGACAGCGUCGGCCGUAACAACGCUCAAUCCGUCUGGAUGCAAGGAAACUAUGUUAACUCACUCGCUGCCAUGCCUUCAAUGCAUUUCGGAUACUCUUUCUGUAUCGGCGUCACUAUGAUCUACCAUUCCGGGGUCUUUCGUCGAAACUUAGAAACUGGCGAAGUCAGGAAGAACAAGUUCUGGACGCUGUUUUACAUUUUCCUAGGAGUGUCGUAUCCGCUUUAUAUAUUAAUCACGAUUGUAGCGACGGCAAAUCAUUAUUAUCUGGAUGCAUUUGUGGCGUUUUUCGUGGCUAUUGCGGCAUAUUUGUGUAAUCGAAUUUUCCUCGUCUUGUUACCGGUGGAGGAUCUAUUAUUUUGGUGUUUGAGGUUGGAGAAACCUAUUCCGACGACUGGAGAUAGAAUUAGGAAGAGAGUUAUUAGUUAUUAGACCUAACGGUCUCCGAAAUAUGGCGUCUUUUCUGUCUUACCCGUCAACGACGAUGAAGACGAGCAAGAAGAUCAAAGGGUAUUUUCUGGCAUUUUAUUUUGGCACGGUCUGGGAAGAAAGGAUUUCUGGGCGAGCAUAUUCAUGUACAUUCUAUUCCCACAUAUAUUUGUACUUUGUCUUCUUUUUUCUUUACUUUUAAUGGGUAUUUUGGAUUGAUACCAGCAUGGCCUUUGAGCCUUUAAAUCGGCGGCGCAUGGGAAAGGUUGAAGCUUGUA